Molecule: messenger RNA, 303 nt
Organism: Hypoxylon fragiforme
Lineage: Eukaryota; Fungi; Ascomycota; Sordariomycetes; Xylariales; Hypoxylaceae
Product: Cerato-ulmin hydrophobin family
Exons: 1
Coding region: 1-303 (100 amino acids)
Cellular component (GO): extracellular region
Source: RefSeq, a predicted model, not a curated record
AUGCAGUUCUUCACCACCGCCCUCACCGCCCUCUUCGCCGGCCUUGCCCUCGCUGCCCCGGCCAUCGUCGAGGAGCGCCAGACCUACACCCCUUGCUCCGGCCUCUACAGCACAUCGCAGUGCUGCGCGACCGACGUCCUCGGCGUCGCUGACCUCGACUGCGCCAACCCCCCCUCCGUCCCCACCGACGCCUCCAACUUCAGCGCCGUCUGCUCCGCCAUCGGCCAGCGCGCCCGCUGCUGCGUCCUGCCCAUCCUGGGCCAGGAUGUCCUGUGCCAGACCCCCGUUGGCGUUGACUCUUAA